GGCUGGAGGAAGAUGGCGGCGGCUGGCGGCGGCUGUAGCACCUCGGAGAGACUCCCUCCGCCCUUCCCCGGCGUGGACCCCGAGUCCGAAGGGGCAGCCGAGGAGUCGGAGCCCGAGGCCGGGGACAGUGACACCGAGGGGGAGGAUAUUUUCACCGGCGCCGGGGCGGCCAAUAAGCCCCAAUCUCCAAAGAGAAUUGUUUCUCCUCUGCCUUUCACCCAUGGCUCUAAAGAAAAUGGGAUCCAUGAAGAACAGGAUAAAGAGCCUCAGGAUCUCUUUGCAGAUGCUACUGUGGAACUCUCCCUGGAUAGCACACAGAAUAAUCAGAAAAAGGGCCCAGCCAAAGCACUUAUUUCUCCUUCACAAGAAGCCACAAGUUCUUCUAAGCCCAAUUUAUCCAGCUACGAAGAGCUAGAAGAAGAAGAACAGGAAGAUGACUUUGAUUUGACAGUUGGUAUUACUGAUCCUGAGAAGAUAGGUGAUGGCAUGAAUGCCUAUGUAGCCUACAAAGUUACAACACAGACAAGCUUACCAAUGUUCAGAAGUAAACAGUUUGCAGUGAAGAGGAGAUUUAGUGACUUUCUGGGUCUCUAUGAGAAGCUUUCAGAAAAACACUCUCAGAACGGCUUCAUUGUUCCUCCUCCACCUGAGAAGAGCCUGAUAGGAAUGACAAAAGUAAAAGUUGGGAAAGAAGAUUCUUCUUCUGCAGAAUUUCUUGAGAAACGGAGGGCUGCUCUAGAAAGGUACCUUCAGAGGAUUGUGAAUCACCCUACCAUGUUACAGGAUCCUGAUGUCCGGGAGUUCUUAGAGAAAGAAGAGCUGCCACGUGCUGUGGGUACCCAGACGUUGAGUGGUGCUGGCCUCCUUAAGAUGUUCAACAAAGCCACAGAUGCAGUCAGCAAAAUGACUAUCAAGAUGAAUGAAUCAGACAUUUGGUUUGAGGAGAAGCUCCAGGAGGUUGAGUGUGAGGAACAGCGCCUGCGGAAGCUGCAUGCAGUUGUAGAGACUCUAGUCACCCACAGGAAAGAGCUAGCACUGAACACAGCCCAGUUUGCAAAGAGUCUGGCUAUGUUGGGGAGCUCAGAGGACAACACAGCAUUGUCUCGGGCACUUUCCCAGCUGGCUGAAGUGGAAGAGAAAAUUGAGCAGCUCCACCAGGAACAGGCCAACAAUGACUUCUUCCUCCUGGCCGAGCUCUUGAGUGAUUACAUUCGCCUCCUGGCCAUAGUUCGUGCUGCCUUUGACCAGCGCAUGAAGAUGUGGCAGCGCUGGCAGGAUGCUCAGACCACACUGCAGAAGAAGCGGGAAGCAGAAGCCCGACUGCUAUGGGCCAACAAACCUGACAAGCUGCAGCAGGCCAAGGAUGAGAUCACAGAGUGGGAAUCUCGUGUGACUCUCUAUGAAAGGGACUUUGAAAGGAUUUCAACUGUGGUCCGGAAAGAAGUGAUACGUUUUGAGAAAGAGAAAUCCAAGGACUUCAAAAAUCACGUGAUCAAGUACCUUGAGACCCUCCUGUACUCACAGCAGCAGCUGGCCAAGUACUGGGAAGCCUUCCUUCCAGAGGCAAAGGCCAUCUCCUAACGGACCAAGAACACCAGAGCCACCGCCUGACGCUGCCUUUUUAUACACUCUGUCUUCCUUCACUUCCACCUCCACUGUAGCCCAGCCUUACAUCCUUUCUGACCUCCCUUCCACCCACCCAUGACCUUACCAUCCCCAGCCACUCUAACUGUUCUGUAGCUUCCAUAUAUAUUUUCUUACCUGAGAGAAUAGUUUCUUGCUUUAAGCAAAAGACCUCCAGUAGGUGGUGGAAUUAUGGGAUGGGUGGAGUAUUGAUAUAAAUAUAUAAAUACAAAUAUAUAUUUUUCAGGAUGUGGUUAAGAACUGGGAAUAACAUUUUCUGUUACUCCUGAUGGUGCCAUGAAAAGAUUAUGUAAUAAAAUCUUUUAAAAUCA
This is a messenger RNA of Suncus etruscus (white-toothed pygmy shrew), 1955 nucleotides long. RefSeq names its product sorting nexin 1 (gene SNX1). The record is from RefSeq and is a predicted model, not a curated record. Gene Ontology annotation, biological process: intracellular protein transport; early endosome to Golgi transport. Lineage: Eukaryota; Metazoa; Chordata; Mammalia; Eulipotyphla; Soricidae. Gene Ontology annotation, cellular component: endosome membrane; endosome. Bases 13 to 1581 code for a protein of 522 amino acids. The transcript has 15 exons. Gene Ontology annotation, molecular function: phosphatidylinositol binding.